UGGGCGAGCAACAACAAACCGGGCCCAAAGCAAAACCAUACGCGAAUCGUAUGCGAGAGCCUAGAAAGCGUGCAGAGCGAGAAGAAUCUUAACGGCAAACAAACAAAAUCCUGCAACUAUUUGAUAAAGAGAGUGUACAGUGCAAAGUCAGAAAGUGUAAGAAGAGAGUGAGGAAGGAGGAACAAGGAGUUAAUUAAUCAAUCCAAUCGCCCAUCUAUUGAGAGGAGAGGAGAAAAGAGGAGAUGCUGCAUUAAGAUAUCUACAUAUCUUUGCUUCGAUCGGUCCUGGGAAUAUUUGAAUUCAAUAUUUUGUGGAAUUCCUAUAGCCUAUAAGUACUCUCUAUAUAUAUACUGUGAUCCAUUAUGCUGACGAGGCUACACAUUCUGGGCCUAGCCCUUAUUGGGUCUUUAAUAGUUCCUCAUACAUUGGCUGACAUUGAAUUAACCGGUCAAUCGAUUAAAGAUGCAUUGGCCGAAUACAGUUUAAUCGACAUUAUGUACAACAAUCAAAAUGGAGUUGAAAUUGUUGAGGGAGAAGAUGGAUUUCCCGCCUUUAAAUUUCUACCGACGGCCGAUGUGAAAUCGUCCUAUCGAAUGAUAUUGCCCGAGAAAUUAUACGAAUUCGCCAUACAUAUUUCAUAUCGUCAAAGCUCCCUCAAGGGUGGCUAUCUAUUCAGUGUGGUCAACUCCAUUGAUACGGUGGUCCAGUUGGGAGUACAUCUAUCGCCCGUUGUGAAGAACCAGUACGAAGUGACAUUGGUCUAUAGCAAAGCGGAUCAAAGUGUGGGCCGUAAAUUGGCCAGUUUUAGUGUUCCCUAUGUGCCAGAUAAAUGGAGUUCAAUCGAAUUCCAGGUGCUCAGCGAUAAGGUAUCCUUCUACUAUGAUUGCGAAUUGCGCAAUACCACAAAUGUGGUUAGAGAACCCUCCGAAUUGGUAUUCGAAUCGGCAUCGACACUGUACAUUGGUCAGGCUGGACCCACCAUUCGUGGCAAUUUCGAGGGACAUUUAGCUAAAAUCAUUGUUUAUGGUAAUCCGGAAGCCAUAAACAUCACAUGCAUGCCCACAGCAAAGGCACCACCGACGUCAGGAACCACAGCGGAUCAAGAGAAUGAAUUAGAUUCUGUUUUUGAAGGAUCUGGAGGGGAUGAUAAUAUCAGUGCAACCGAGUCGAUCGAAGUCGUUGAUGAGAAUGAUGAGGAUAACUUUUGGAAAAGUUUUGAUAAGGCAACUGACAUCUACGACGCCAGUGGCAUGCAACCCCCCUCCGGCCAGACAUACCCGGUUGACAGAAUAAACCGCGGCAUCAAGGGCGAGAAGGGCGAACGUGGCCCCAAAGGAGACAGCAUACGUGGUCCUCCGGGUCCACCGGGUCCGCCUGGGCCCAAGGGCGAACCGGCUGCAUAUCCGCCCUUCUUAGAGCCAACCAGCAGUGCGGGGGCUAAAUACACUGGCGAAUGUACAUGUAAUGCGUCUGAUAUCCUGGAAGCCAUCAAGGACAAUGAAUCGUUACGUGAAACGUUACGUGGAACGCCUGGAGUGUCGGGAAAGGAUGGGAAGCCAGGAACCCCUGGACAUACGGGAGCCACUGGCGUUCCGGGUGCACGCGGAGCUCGUGGUCCCGAAGGUGUCCAGGGGCCAAAAGGCGAGCCAGGCGUCGAUGGUUUGCCCGGUGUGAUGGGUCCGCCCGGACCGCCGGGUCCGCCUGGUUUGCCCGAAAACUACGAUGAAUCCUUAAUGGUCAACUCGAUGGGCUCAUUUCGUGGCUCAACCCAACCUGGACCCAAAGGUGUGCCCGGCGAGAAAGGUGAUGCCGGUCAAAAGGGCGAACGAGGCGAACAGGGUCACAAAGGUACGCAUGGCAGCAGCGGCGCAAAGGGUGAACCCGGUGAACCAGGCACACCGGGGUUACCGGGUCUACCCGGUCAAGCGGGAACACCAGGCGGCUUCGAUGGUUUGUCUUCGUCUGUGGCUGGUGCGGUAAAUGGAACCAAAGGCGAUAAGGGCGAAAAGGGCAUGAGAGGGCGACGUGGUGGUUCUGGUCCUGCAGGACCAAUUGGACCGCCCGGCAAACCCGGAGCCAUGGGUGACAUUGGACAUUCGGGACGUCCUGGCAUGACUGGACCCAAGGGAGAGAUGGGACCCAAAGGACCUAAAGGCGAUGCUGGCGGUCGGGAAGGGUCCAAGGGUGACAAGGGUGAUCGGGGACAAGAUGGUCGCGAUGGCUUGCCAGGACCACCAGGAUUGCCGUCCUCAAGCUCUGGCGAUGGCAGUGGCGUUCAAUAUAUACCGAUGCCCGGACCAGCUGGACCGCCCGGUCCACCAGGACCCCCUGGAUUGCCAGGCCUAUCGAUCUCUGGCCCAAAGGGUGAGCCUGGCAUGGACACCCGCACUUUCUAUGGCGACUCGAGCUAUUACAGUCGACCAGGUGCUCGCUCAUCUUUAGACGAACUGAAAGCUUUGCGAGAACUGCAAGAUCUGCGCGAAAGACCAGAUGGCACAGCCGAAACUCCACGACAAUCGGGACACUCUCACAAGCAUGAGGAGCAGGCGGCAUUGGGUGGUGGCGGCGGUGGCGGAGGCGGAGGCGGAGGCAACGGCGAUGAUAGCGAAGCUUUGCCCUAUUCCUCGGCCUCAUCGUCGAACAUGAGAAUUGUGCCAGGUGCAGUUACUUUCCAGAACAUUGAUGAAAUGACAAAGAAGUCGGCACUGAAUCCGCCUGGCACAUUGGCUUACAUCACCGAGGAGGAGGCUCUGCUGGUUCGCGUCAAUAAGGGCUGGCAAUAUAUAGCGUUGGGCACUUUAGUGCCAAUUGCGACACCUGCCCCACCCACCACAGUGGCACCUGCCAUCCGAUUCGAUUUGCAAUCGAAGAAUCUAUUAAACAGUCCACCGCCAUUGCUCAAUACACCGACGUGGUAUCCGCGAAUGCUCCGCAUGGCCGCAUUGAAUGAGCCCUAUGUGGGCGAUUUACAGGGCAUCAGAGGCGCCGAUUUUGCCUGCUAUCGUCAAGGUCGUCGUGCCGGGCUGCUGGGCACCUUCAAGGCAUUCCUCUCAGCCAGAGUGCAAAAUGUGGACUCUGUAGUCCGUCCAGCUGAUCGAGACUUGCCAGUGGUGAAUACGCGCGGCGAUGUGCUCUUCAAUUCCUGGAAUGGCAUCUUUAAUGGUCAAGGUGGAUUCUUUUCGCAGGCGCCACGCAUUUACAGUUUCAGUGGCAAGAAUGUGAUGACAGAUCCCUUGUGGCCCAUUAAAAUGGUGUGGCACGGCACUCUACCGAAUGGGGAACGAUCUAUGGACACUUAUUGCGAUGCCUGGCAUUCGAGUGCCCAUGAUAAAUAUGGUUAUGCCAGCAAUCUGGAGGGUCACAAGCUCAUCGAUCAGAAGCGUCAGAGUUGCGAUGGCAAAUUGAUUGUAUUAUGUGUGGAGGUCAUGUCGCAGGAGAGGCGAAGGAAAAAGCGGAACAUUGGCCAAAGCCACAGUCUGGAGUUCAAUACGGCAGACGAAUAUGCAGAGCAUUUAGACAAUUUACUGAAGUAAGCCGAAAGAGAAGCAGGAGCUAAAAGAAGGAGCGAACCAUACCAAAAUCAUUUACACACCACACCCACACCCACACACACACACACACCCAUAAAAUGUAAACGUAAAUCAUGGCCAUGCAUAUAAUCAGCGAAUUCCAAAAGAACAAAAACCAAAAAAAAAAAAAAAAACAAAAAAAAUGUGAGAAGAAGAGAACCUACAUGAAUACUCAGACAUAAAGAAGAAGCAAAGGACAUGAAGAGGAGAUGGAGAAUAAAACAGUGGGAACGCUAAAGAGGAAUCCAAAUGCAUAUACUAUAGAUAUACGAUAUAUACGACUAUAUAUUGAAUAUGUGUAUGUGUGUGUAAUACUCGUACUACUUAACUAUACAUAUUAACUUAGGCAUAUCGUUUAUGUUCACAACCAACAUCAACAAACCACAAACAACAAGAGCAACAACAACUUUUGUACAACGCAAAUAGAAAGAGCAAAAUAAAUGCAGAACGAGUGGAAAGAAGAAAGAGAAGGAGGGGAGAAGUAAAAGGUAUUUUGUAGUUUGUAAUUUGACAUAAAAAUGAAAAGAAGCAACUAAAAAAAAACCAAACAAAAAAAGAAAAACCACAAUACAACUUGUAAGUUUAAGGAUAAUAUCAGAUUUUUUGUAAUUUCCAUCAAGAUGACACACACUCACAGUCACACACACACAGGCAAACAUCCAAACAUAUAUAUACAUACAUAUAUAUGACUUACUGGCCAAAUUAGCAUCCUAUAUAUAGCUCGUAUCGAUAAUAAGAAAAACAGAAGAAAGUAAAGAAAAUGAUGGAAAGCAAACGUAUCUAAUCGCGACAUUUUCACCACACAGGACACAAUGUCACACACAAAAAACAUUUCUCUAAAUAAUGUAUAAUAAUGUAAGAUUGUCUCGAUUUCUCGAUACGAUGAUCAUGAUGAUGAUGAUGAUGAUGAUACCCUAUCCAGUAUAGAAAACGAAAAAACUGGAGAUUUACAGUUUGUAUAAGAUUUUCUUUCUUUGAUUACAUUUUGAUAUUUUACUUAAGGUUUUCUUUCAAAAUUUAUGUUUAUUAUCUUUGGGUCAUUUCAAAAAGACUUCUAAAUGUAUAAAUUUUAUAAGUAAGUUGAUAUACAGAGAUAAUAGCGACAGUUUUUAAACUCUAACUUAAUGUCAGCCUAUUCUACAUACAUAUAUAUAUAUAAAUAUAUAUACAUAAUUUAUGCCAACAGAUUUUCUACUUCGUCAUUAACAAAGGAAAAAACCUAAAAAAAAAAAAAAAACAAAAAGUUAG
Drosophila willistoni is the source of this 4817-nucleotide messenger RNA. It is a transcript of the gene Mp, whose product is annotated as collagen alpha-1(XVIII) chain. The transcript has 25 exons. The coding region runs from base 363 to 3533 and encodes 1056 amino acids. Lineage: Eukaryota; Metazoa; Arthropoda; Insecta; Diptera; Drosophilidae. The record is from RefSeq and is a predicted model, not a curated record.